Pseudogymnoascus verrucosus is the source of this 2264-nucleotide messenger RNA. RefSeq lists its product as uncharacterized. Gene Ontology annotation, biological process: carbohydrate metabolic process. The record is from RefSeq and is a predicted model, not a curated record. Bases 285 to 2186 code for a protein of 633 amino acids. The transcript is spliced from 7 exons. Lineage: Eukaryota; Fungi; Ascomycota; Leotiomycetes; Thelebolales; Thelebolaceae. Gene Ontology annotation, molecular function: hydrolase activity, hydrolyzing O-glycosyl compounds.
ACUCUGACCUGCCUCUCUCAUUUUGUGAUCUGCAUUAUCAUCCUGGUGAGCUGGUGUCACUCGCCAUGUCAGUGAGAUGGCUAGCCUUGGCUGCUUGCUGUGAGCAGGAUGACAGAGACAUUCCCUGCGGAUUCAAGUGAGAGCUACCCUUCUUAAAAGGUUGGUCCUGGACGCCUAAGUAUUUUUUUUUCUUUCUCACUUCUUAUCGCCUCCGUCGCUCCGACAAGAUUCACAGCCCUUUGUUUUGAAGUUGCUAUCGUUUUCUUAUACUUGCUACGGGCAAGAUGCAUUUCAAAGCCAGCCUUCUUUUGCCGCUGUUGGCAGAUGCUGUCCUAGCACGCAGUCUCGUAGGGGAUUACCAGAAGCCCAAUGUCAACCGAGCCGUUUCGUAUGCUGUGAAGGAACCACCGUUGACAACGGACUGGACCUACAAGGUUGGCACAAACCCAUGGCCCGAAUAUCCCCGGCCUCAGCUUCAGCGCGCUGAAUGGCAAAACCUGAAUGGAAUCUGGAAAUACCAAGAUGCCGGCAGCUUAGAUGCCCUCAAUACCCCUCCCUUUGGUCAGGAGUUGGCUCAAGAGGUCUUAAUCCCUUCUUGCCUCGAGAGUGGCCUUUCUGGAAUCCUAGGCACUAACACGAUAUUUUCGUGGUUCUCUACCUCUUUCAAAGUUCCAUCGUAUUGGUCUGGACAGCAGCUCCUACUCAACUUUGGCGCAGUGGACUAUGAGGCAACUGUAUUCGUCAAUGGCCAAAAAGCUGGUUUCAACCGCGGAGGUUACGCUCGCUUCACCGUGGACGUGACGAAAUUCGUAUCACAAGAUGGAGAGAACGAGCUGCUCAUUUUUGUGCACGACCCGACGGAUAGUGACGGUGUUGUGAUUCCAAUUGGAAAACAGACCCUCCGUCCCAGUCACAUCUUCUACACUCCCUGCAGUGGAAUCUGGCAAAGCGUCUGGAUUGAGCCUGCCGCCGCGGCAAACUACAUUACUCAGCUUGAUCUUGAUGCUAAUAUGCACGGCCAAGUUAAUGCCACAGUUCACAGCUCCAGUGGAAAGAGGACGGCCGUUACAGUUACUGUCUCUGACAGUAAGACAAAUAAACAGGUAGCCUCUUACAAAGGUUUCUCAGAUUCUCCAUUCCAGUUUACCGUCUCCUCGCCCAAGCUGUGGUCCCCUGACUCCCCGACUCUUUACAACGUCGCCGUCAAAAUGGGCAAGGAUAAAAUUACUAGCUAUACUGGAUUCAGGACUAUUGCCAAAGGUGAAGUUAACGGAGUCGUUCGACCCAUUCUGAACGGAGAAUCUAUUUUCAUGUUUGGAACCUUAGACCAAGGUUAUUGGCCCGAUGGAUUAUACACCCCUCCAAACAGAGAGGCGAUGGUAUUUGAUCUGGAAACCCUGAAGAGUCUCGGUUUCAACAUGCUCCGAAAACAUAUCAAAGUCGAAUCUGACUUGUUCUAUCAAGCCUGUGACCAAAUGGGCAUUAUGCUCAUUCAAGACAUGCCAUCUCUCGGCACGAGGCAACCAAAUGCAGAGCAGCAAGAAGAGUUCACUCGUCAGCUUGAGAUUUUGAUCAAUCACCACAAGAGCUACCCAAGUAUUGUAACAUGGGUUAUUUAUAACGAAGGCUGGGGCCAGUUGAUCGAUGGGUAUCCUGAAUAUGGCCUCACCGAUCUUGUCAGGUCGCUCGACCCAACACGACUGAUUGACGCCACCAGUGGAUGGCACGACCAUGGGGCUGGAGACUUCAGCGACAACCACCACUACGCCAAUCCCCAGUGCGGCACUCCUUUCUAUUCCAUUGCAUCCACCCCAUUUGACCCCACCCGGAUCGGUUUCCAGGGAGAAUUUGGAGGAGUUGGACUGAACACUACAAUCGACCAUCUCUGGAAUGACCAAAAUGCGAUCAAUGCCAUCAACCAAACCUACGAGAUCAACGAGUCGCUUGAGGCUUGGAAUUACCGUAGCCAUCUCCUUCUCAGCGAGCUUCUGGAUCAGACCAAGAUGUUUUCAUGCAACGGUGGAGUAUGGACGCAGACUACUGAUGUUGAAGGCGAGGUUAAUGGGCUCUUGACAUAUGAUCGUAGAAUCCUUAGGACAGACGUCAAGCAGUGGAAGACGGAUAUUCAGAAUCUCUAUGACGCUGCUAAGGCCCGACGCACCACGGCGGGCAUAGAUUGGGCCUAAAGAUAACUACACUGGGCCACAUAACUUAAUAAUCUCAGUGUAUCCGUUAGAACCUAAAUAUAUAUAUAUGGUUUUGGG